AUGGAAAACCGUCUCAUCCUCCGAACCUCAAUCAAUGAUCUGCCCACGGAAACUUUGAUUGAAGUCUUUGACAUUAUUCAGGAAUCGACCAAACAUCCGACGCAGCCUUGGUACUACACGCCUCACGACCCUCGGAAGCUCUUUCCAUGGGGGCCCGCAGCGGUUUGUGUCCGAUGGUUUAACAUCCUCACCGAGGAUGACCACUACUGGCGACGGGUCGGGGAGUACGAAGAUGGAGAAGACGCCGUGAGGCCCGGCAUUACCAUUCUCGUUGAUCUUCCGACGGCGACGCCACCAUACCUUCCCCAGCUCCUCGCAGCGUGCCCUCGAAAGGUCAAGACGGUGCAGCUCUUAACCUCCAGCCACUCAAAUAUCACCCCCGCACAAGAGCAGCGGCGCACCAUGCAUAUCAUGCGCACACUCCGUGACCUGAGCGUGUCUGGAGAUUUGGACUGCUUCAACUACCAAGACAGCGCUCUCUUUCUCCUUCUCUCCUUCCGUUCGUCACUCGUCGCCGCUAGUCAGUUUAUCGACGCCUCGUGGAACGACAUCUCGGACGUCCGACUUCUGGGCCUUGUUGCGGCCAACGCUGAUUUUACCGACCCGCUACGUAUUGGCGGAGGCACUGUGCCGACAUUUUCCCACCUUGUUGACAUCGUGGUCGACGCAAGGAGCUUCAUGAGCCUAGUGCCGUACUUCGAAGACUGGACAGCGGAAGCCGGAGGUCGGCGAGCAGGAUACCCUCAGAGGGUUUCGUUAAGCGGGCGGACUCCCUAUACAAUAGUAAUCCCAAUCGGCGUUAGCAUUGCAGCAUACCUUCCAUACCCUCCUGUUGCCGUAUCGGGAGUACGGCGGCGAGAGUUCAUGCGAGCUCUCGGGGAUUUAUCUAGCAUGAGGAAGCUCGUCAAUCUCACCCUCAAGGCUGUGCAGUUUGACGAGGACAUCAACGAGCACGUCCAACCACCGAUGCCACUCCUCGGACCCGAUCGAAGAGAUUCCCUUCUAGAUGUCAAGACGUCAUUAUGUUUGAAGAACUCAGAAUACGACAAUGGCGCUCUGGUGGCUGAUACCCUAGGACGUAUCCGAUAUGCGACUUCGGAAUUGUGUAUUUCCAAGUGUGCACUCCCAUCCGAGGAACUACUCGCUUCAGCCCUCAUGCGCAGGGACUCGAUGGUGGAACGAUCGCCACGGACAGCGUACGGCUCGAAACUCACGCUCACUGACAUCGACUCCGCCUCGCACGGGGACAUGCGUCCCGUCCUCGCUCGGUGGUCCGGCCAAGAACUUCACAUAACAGACUGCCCGCAGAUUCCUGACGACGUCUUCGAUGCCAUGGCAGUUAAAUCCGUGGAGGGCGCCCCAGAUGUCGUAGAAGCGAGGGCAGAGCUAACGCAGCUCGAUGCCGUAGAGUACACCACCGAUGACGUGCUUAGAGCACACGAUGACCCCGAGCACUGGGUGAACAUGCAUCGGAAGAAGAUUGCCGAGCUGAAGAAACGAAUCAAAGCCAGGGAGAGGGCCUUCGAGGACAGCGCUGUUUGUCCACGCUUACGCUCACUAUAUCUGUCGCGGUCUAAUUUCUCAUGGGAUGCUCUGCGACGUAUGCUUAAGACUCGUCAUCGCAUCCGCAACGUUAUCGUGCACGAUGGUCCACCAGUCUCCGAAGAGACUUGCGUCUGGUUCAAGAACCAAUAUUUCUCGUUUGAGGGACGUAUGGACAACGAAACAUUGUAA
Messenger RNA from Coniophora puteana RWD-64-598 SS2, 1734 nucleotides. RefSeq lists its product as uncharacterized. The record is from RefSeq and is a predicted model, not a curated record. Lineage: Eukaryota; Fungi; Basidiomycota; Agaricomycetes; Boletales; Coniophoraceae. The coding region runs from base 1 to 1734 and encodes 577 amino acids. The transcript has a single exon.